AUGGAUUCAUUAAACAAUCUCAUUGAAGUAAUUGCAAUUAAUGAUACGGACGAAGAGAGUGGAGGUAAAACUGAAGAAGAAUCCGAGGAUGAAUCGGAAGACUUUUUGGCUUUCGUCCAUCAAGUCCAGUCUGGCGAGUUAGCAAGAAAGAAUGACGUCAAGAUUAAAUCUGAUUUUAUAUCUUCAUUUCAAGUAAAAAGUCCAAAUGAAAAAACGUUGCCUCAGAUGAAAAAUUUUCACUUUACAAAACGAAAUAUGUGCUUUGAAAUGAUAAAUAAAGCUAGUAAUAGCACUCUUCCAACUAUAAAACCUGAUAUCAGUGGAAAGAAGUUUAACUUUAUGAAUUUGCUUUGUCCUAUCUGCUAUGUAUUCGAUUGCUCGAUGCACAAAAAACAUGAAUAUUUUCAGACUCCCGAGCAGACACUUUCAAACGAAGACGAAUCAUCUUUGAUUACGGAGCCUUGUGGGAAGGACUGUUUCGUAAAUAUCCGCAAUGACAAUCCACAAGCCAACUCAGUCAAGCUGGACGCGGGUACCCAAGAGAUGCUUGAACUGCUUAUCCCAACAUUUAAACGGGCCUACUGUAGCAUAGUACCAGUUUUGGGAAGACCCGAGUGCACUUGCAAGGAUGUGUAUCUCUUUGAUGUUAAUUUGCGGAAAUGCAAAACGGAAUCAUCUUUAGAUGCUGCUGAUUCCAUUACAGUCAAAGUCGAUCAAAGCUCCACAGUGCCUAAAACUCGUCGAAAAAGUUAUCAGCGAUACAUGUACUCAAUUAGUUCGCGGCGUUUUGGUAAAGAAUCAUCUCGUGACUUUGCCCGUUACUCCUGUAGCCACCCGGGAAAAAAUUGCAAUGAUGAAGAGGCGAACUGUCCAUGUUAUCUUCUGGCUACUCCUUGUGAGAAAUCGUGCUUCUGUCCAGUGGACUGUCGACAACGUUUCAUAGGGUGCUCGUGCAGAGGAGACGGCCCCAGCUGCUGCUCCAGUAAAGCCUGCCUGUGCUAUGAUUCUGGCCGUGAGUGCGACCCAGACGUCUGUAUCUCUUGCGGAGCUGACAACGCCGAAAGUAAAAGCUGUCUGAAUGUGGCCAUUCAAAGGGAACUGAGCAAGUCUCUCAGUGUGAAGCCUUCCAGUGUCCACGGUUGGGGGGCCUUUGCAGAGGAGACAGUGGAAAAGGGCGACUUCAUUUGCGAGUACAUCGGCGAGCUCAUCACCAAAGACGUCGGCGAGAAGCGUGGAAUUAAGUACGCUGAACUAAAGUCCAAUUACAUCUUCAGUUUGGAUAAUGAGCACGACAUUGACGCAACUGCGAUUGGAAACGAGACACGGUUCAUCAACCACUCAACAACGCAGGCAAACUGCUGUUCAAUGAUCAAGUUUGUCAAUGGCGAAAAUCGAGUUGGCAUUUACGCAUCCAAGCGCAUUGAAGAGCACAGUGAGCUGUUCAUGGAUUACCGCUAUGACGAUUCGGACACUGAAAUUUAUGGCUUUUCUAAACACUAA
Rhagoletis zephyria (snowberry fruit fly) is the source of this 1500-nucleotide messenger RNA. Lineage: Eukaryota; Metazoa; Arthropoda; Insecta; Diptera; Tephritidae. The record is from RefSeq and is a predicted model, not a curated record.